Talpa occidentalis (Iberian mole) is the source of this 1865-nucleotide messenger RNA. RefSeq names its product Nedd4 family interacting protein 1 (gene NDFIP1). NCBI's taxonomy places the organism in Eukaryota, Metazoa, Chordata, Mammalia, Eulipotyphla, Talpidae. Gene Ontology annotation, biological process: positive regulation of protein ubiquitination; ubiquitin-dependent protein catabolic process; metal ion transport. The transcript has 8 exons. Gene Ontology annotation, molecular function: WW domain binding. The record is from RefSeq and is a predicted model, not a curated record. The coding region runs from base 155 to 820 and encodes 221 amino acids. Gene Ontology annotation, cellular component: Golgi apparatus; perinuclear region of cytoplasm; endoplasmic reticulum.
AGCCGGAGGAGAACGUCCGGGCUCGGAGCGGCGGCGGCGGCCAUCGAGACUCACCCGCGGCGCGUCCCCUUCGGCCUCGCUGCGCCUCCAGGCCGCGGCGCCCGCGCCCCUUCAGCUGUCUCGCUCGCGCUCCUUCCCUGCUGCCGGCUGCGCCAUGGCGUUGGCGUUGGCGGCGCUGGCGACGGUCGAGCCGGCCUGCGGCAGCCGGUACCAGCAGUUGCAGAAUGAGGAAGAGCCUGGGGAACCGGAACAGGUCACAGGUGAUGCUCCUCCACCAUACAGCAGCAUCUCUGCAGAGAGUGCAGCAUAUUUUGACUACAAAGAUGAGUCUGGGUUUCCAAAGCCUCCAUCGUACAAUGUGGCAACAACACUGCCCAGUUAUGAUGAAGCUGAGAGAACCAAGGCUGAAGCUACUAUCCCUUUGGUUCCUGGAAGAGAUGAGGAUUUUGUGGGUCGGGAUGAUUUUGAUGAUGCUGACCAGCUGAGGAUAGGAAACGAUGGGAUUUUCAUGUUAACUUUUUUCAUGGCAUUCCUCUUUAACUGGAUUGGGUUUUUCCUGUCUUUUUGCCUGACCACCUCAGCUGCAGGAAGGUAUGGGGCCAUUUCAGGAUUUGGUCUCUCUUUAAUUAAGUGGAUCCUGAUCGUCAGGUUUUCUACCUAUUUCCCUGGAUAUUUUGAUGGUCAGUACUGGCUCUGGUGGGUGUUUCUGGUUUUAGGCUUUCUCCUGUUUCUCAGAGGAUUUAUCAAUUAUGCAAAAGUUCGGAAGAUGCCAGAAACUUUCUCUAAUCUCCCCAGGACCAGAGUUCUCUUUAUUUAUUAAAGAUGUUUUCUGGCAAGGGCCUUCCUGCGUUUAUGAAUUCUCUCUCAAGAAGCAAGAGAACACCUGCAGGAAGUGAAUCAAGAUGCAGAACACAGAGGAAUAAUCACCUGCUUUAAAAAAAAUAAAGUACUGUUGAAAAAGAUCUUUUCUCUCUAUUUGUUCCUAGGUGUAAAAUUUUAAUAGUUAAUGCAGAAUUCUGUAAUCAUUGAAUCAUUAGUGGUUAAUGUUUGAAAAAGCUCUUGCAAUCAAGUCUGUGAUGUAUUAAUAAUGCCUUAUCUAUUGUUUGUAGUCAUUUUAAAUAGCAUGAGCCUUGUCCCUAUAGUCAGUAGGGGGCAAUCUUGCUUUAUUCAUCUUCCAUCUCAAAAAGAAUUUGGAGUUAAAUAUUUUAGUGUAAGAUAUGUAUAAUGCUGGCCAUUUUAAAGGGGUUUUCUCAAAAGUUAAAACUUUUGUUAUGACUGCAUUUCUGCACAUAAUCCAUAUUUGCUGUUAAAAUAAAUCUAGAAAUUUAUUCAUUUGUACUGUGAACACCUGAAAGCAAAAUCAUAGUGCAAAAUACAUUUAAAGUGUGGUCAGGAAUAUGUUCUUAAUUGGUAAAUAAUAAGCAUUAAUUUUUUAGUCUGUGUUCUAAAUUUUGCAGUACUUUAUUGUUCUGUAUUGUGUACCUAAGGGAUUCUAAAGGUGUUAUCACUGUAUAAAACAGAAAGAACAAAGACAAAUGCAGCUGAAUUACUAAAAUGCAAUCCUUGACACUGUUUGAUAUGAGUCCCUACCCGUUUUUUCUUUUUCUUUUAUUUCCUGAUGAUUAGGCCAGGGGCUCGGAGUAGGGAAGGGCGGAAUAGUUACUAGGAGCAAAAAAAGAAUUAGCUUGGAACUUUUGAGAUGAUCCCUAACAUACUGUACUACUUGCUUUUACAAUGUGUUAGCAGAAACCAACGUGUUACAAAUGUAGAAUGAUGUGCUUUCUGCCAAGUGGUAAUUCACCUUGGUUUGCUAUGUUAAAACUGUAAAUACAACAGAACAUUAAUAAAUGUCUCUUGUGUAGCAA